GAUGACGUGGCUCAGCUGAGCCUCAAUUGCGAGACAACCUUACACUUUGAGCUCGUAUUCAAUUAAGCUAACUAUCUACUGGUACUAUUAUUAUUAGCCUUCAUCCCCCUCUUAUUUUACUCUCACUUUUCAUAUUCAAAUUUUUUCAACUGUAUAAAAACUUCGAAUUUGCAAUCUCUGAAUCGCAUUCUCUCCAGAAUCUAGUGAACGCACAACCACUACUAAGUUAUCUAUUCGGUAUCAGCAUGGCGGGCUCCGCAGUUGAUCCCCGCGUCACUUUAUGGAGGAAACUUCUUAACAACAACGAAAAGAGCUGGGUUUUAUUCGAGCACGGAACAUGCCUGGUCCUUAUGCAGCCAGAAUCUGACUUGACCAAACAAGCGCGCGAGAUCAUGUCGACCGACGGCCCAGUUCGUGUUGGAAGCCAAAUGGGCGACUUUUCUAUCCAAAAACUCGAUGAACCGUUUAAUGGAUGGAUUGUCGCUGGUCAUCAUCCGGAUAUGAUUAAUUAUAUUGCAGCCGAAGAUGAUAGACUAAGCGACCAGGCAGCUACCGAUCAGUCCAGCUUUAUGGUCGGCAUUUUGGGUAGAAAUGACCGGGAUCAGGAUUCGCAGUCUUUGAAUAUUAUCCAUAUAGAAGAUAAUAGGUGAUCGGAUUACUUAUUGUCUAAUCUAUGCUUUGCUAUUAAAAGCUAAGGUAUUCGCGUUUGAUCUCGUGUUAAUAUUCUGUUGAAACCGGGCGGUAGAGCUAUCUAAUGAAAUGAUUGAUUAAUACCAAAAGCCCUCGUACAACGGAGUUAAGGGUUCAGUGAAACGAUUUCUCUAUGUCAGUUGGAAUUUAAAAUUUUAAUGCCUAUGAUUAAAAUAAAUUCUAAACCACGGCAACAAUGAAGGAUGCUACUUCAACCCCGUUCCGACACAUAACAUUUUGAUCUUCUCCA
Messenger RNA from Talaromyces proteolyticus, 940 nucleotides. RefSeq lists its product as uncharacterized. The transcript has a single exon. NCBI's taxonomy places the organism in Eukaryota, Fungi, Ascomycota, Eurotiomycetes, Eurotiales, Trichocomaceae. The coding region runs from base 246 to 650 and encodes 134 amino acids. The record is from RefSeq and is a predicted model, not a curated record.